AUGGUCUCCUCGUUGGUCUUUGCUGUCCUGGUGCAUGCGCUUCUCGGAGACUUGUGUUCCGCCAUCAACGUUACCAUCACUCCUUCCCCCUUCACGGUGGUCCAGGAGGGCCAAAACGUCACACUCUCGUGUGUGGUGUCCCAGCGGCGGCGCAAUUCUGCGCUGCCUGUCGUGAAAUGGACUUUCCUGCCGGCUGGCUCAGAUAGACCAGAUGACGAACUCCUCAUUGCUCGUGUGAACAUGCGAAAGGCUCGCUUCUAUGGAAAUUACACCAAGAGUUUUGUCUGGCCAAAGAUGAAGCUGACGGUGGUGAAGCAGGGCAAGAUCUUUGACCUGUUGAUCUUGAAUGUGUCCGAAAAAGAUCGAGGCUUAUACAUAUGUCGGGUUCAAGAGUUCAAAAAGCAACAGGAUCGUUGGAAGGCCUCAUCCAAUUCAACAGCUACAACUGAACUUAAAGUACACGUGUUUCCGGUCAUCGAGGCCAAAGACAGCCUGUGGAGCUUGUUUGAAGAUGUUUACCUUUGCGCUGUACUGAUUUGCUCCGUGGGCCUGCUGUGCAUGUGCAUGUUCACGUUGACGGUAACCUGCCAGUGCAUACAGAGGAAGGAGCGGUUAAAAGAUAAUUACCACUUAGUCAGAAGCUCUCGGAAUAGCUCUGGAGAAACCGUGACCAGUGUUAUCAAUGUGUCUCCCGCUUUACCUAAGAAGGAGAGGAGACACCGAAAGAAAAGGAGCAGAGAUUACCAAGAAGAAAUACCACCAGAGAUACCAGCAAAAGUUCCCAUUGGAGACAAAGCAAGAAUGCCCAAACUUUUAAUACCACAACCAAGGAAAUUAGUUUUGCCGAAGAUAGUGGAGGAGAAUCUGACCUACGCGGAGUUGGAUCUGGUGAAGCCAAUCCCGGAAGCAAAGGCAUCACGGAAUGGCACGGUGUAUGCUCAGAUACUUUUUGGGGAACAGCAACUAUGA
Nerophis lumbriciformis (worm pipefish) is the source of this 969-nucleotide messenger RNA. The record is from RefSeq and is a predicted model, not a curated record. NCBI's taxonomy places the organism in Eukaryota, Metazoa, Chordata, Actinopteri, Syngnathiformes, Syngnathidae.